AUGGGAACUCGUGUAAUGAGUGAUUUCUCUCACGACACCUUGCCCAGAAGAGACAACAGAAAUGAAAAUCCACAAAUAUUUAGAAAGGACGGACUUGAUUUACCACUGAUAUACGACGGACCACCUCCGUUGAUAAAUAAUGGAUCGCCAGAGCGACCUCAACAAACUCAGACUGACCAAGUCAAGAAGUUGGCUGGCCUUAGUAUUGGUUUCUGUGGAAUGUUUGCAGAACAGUUACUGUCACAUCCUUGUAUUGUGUUAAGACGGCAAUGUCAGGUUCAUCAUGCUGGAGCAUGGUAUCACCUGACCCCAAUUUCAUUGAUCCAAACUGUGAUAAAUAUACAGCGCUCACAGGGAGGUCUGGUAUUGUGGAAAGGCUUAGGAAGUGUGUACAUAGUCCGUGGUAUUGGCAUGGUGUCUGAAACAGUCGUCAGUGAGAUUACUUCUUUUCCAAGGGAAGUAUCACGCCACAGUUCGCUGAAACGUCUUGGAGGACAUAUUCUGCUAAAAGGGAUUGUUUUUGCUAUUUCGACCCCAUUUCUGGCUGCAAGUCUCGUAGAAACUGUUCAGAGUGAGAUUGCAAGUGAACGACCUGGUGUUCUGGAUGUCCUGUUUGAAGGGGUAGCUCGCAUCGGUAUGUGGGGCACCCCUCAUGCUGCUCGACAGAUUCCAGUCUGGCAGUUGGCGCUGCCAACUGUGAUUUUUAGGUUGUCACACUAUAUUGUCAACUCCAUUGCCCAGUUUACUGUGACAUCAGCCAUGCAUUUAGAACAGCAGGAAAUGAGAGAGCAGCCAGGAGAGAAUGGUAGGGAGCCCAGUGUGUAUGAGACAUAUUUCCCUGAUUUGCUGGCCGCAUUCACUGGCGGAUUCCUUGCAGACAUGAUCACUUUUCCAAUGGAAACUGUUCUACAUCGCUUGUAUGUGCAGGGCACCAGAACUAUCAUUGACAACACUGACACAGGCCUAGGUGUGGUGCCCAUCAACACGCGAUAUGAAGGCUUCUUUGACUGUUUCACCUGCAUCGUCAAGGAAGAUGGCCUCCAGGGUCUGUACAGGGGCUUUGGUGCCCUGCUCCUGCAGUAUGCCAUACAUGCUCUCAUCCUGAGACUGGUCAAGUUCAUGUUUGAGAAACUGUCCCAGGAGUUUGACCUGCGUCAGAAGCAGCAGAAGGCUUCCAGCUUAGCCAGGAAAUCCAGAACUCAGGACUUUGGUUUUGGGGAGGGAUAA
Molecule: messenger RNA, 1227 nt
Organism: Candidula unifasciata
Lineage: Eukaryota; Metazoa; Mollusca; Gastropoda; Stylommatophora; Geomitridae
Source: the annotation of a GenBank genome assembly